Molecule: messenger RNA, 1870 nt
Organism: Hippocampus comes (tiger tail seahorse)
Lineage: Eukaryota; Metazoa; Chordata; Actinopteri; Syngnathiformes; Syngnathidae
Gene: e2f4
Product: E2F transcription factor 4
Exons: 11
Coding region: 304-1461 (385 amino acids)
Biological process (GO): regulation of transcription by RNA polymerase II
Cellular component (GO): RNA polymerase II transcription regulator complex
Molecular function (GO): DNA-binding transcription factor activity, RNA polymerase II-specific; RNA polymerase II cis-regulatory region sequence-specific DNA binding; protein dimerization activity
Source: RefSeq, a predicted model, not a curated record
AAAAUAAUUCGACAUUUAUACACGCUCCCUCUACUGGUUGAACAGUCCCGUCAUACAUCGCGUGGCCAACGGCUCUCCCAACCGAAAGCUCGUUCAAUGAAUUGCCGUCCUCAAUUUACACUGGUAGAUUUCCUGAAAUCUUUUGAAGAAAGCCCGGCCAGGAAAGAACUGUGAAACACUCCUAUGCCGCGGGCACCACUGUCCUUCAGUGUAGUUGACUAGGUUGGCGGAGCGUGCGUUCCUGGGCUCGCUUCUGAGGUUUUGGUCGGGGAGGCUGGGGGACUUCGGCGCUGGUCCCGAGAGAUGAUGGAGCUAGAGAUGGCCAGUAGCCGGGUUGAACUGGGAGCUGUGGGGGACCCGCUGCAGCCACAGACACCGAGCAGGCAUGAAAAGAGUCUGGGACUACUCACCGCUAAGUUUGUAACUUUGCUGCAGGAGGCCAAGGACGGGGUGCUGGAUCUGAAAGCUGCAGCGGACACAUUGGCAGUACGGCAGAAGCGGCGGAUCUAUGACAUCACUAAUGUGUUGGAGGGAAUUGGCCUGAUAGAGAAAAAGUCAAAGAACAGUAUCCAAUGGAAGGGUGUUGGCCCAGGUUGUAAUACAAGAGAGAUAGCGGACAAGCUGAUUGACCUGAAGGCAGAACUUGAUGAUCUGGCCGUCAGAGAACAUGAGCUGGACCAGCAGAGAGUCUGGGUGCAGCAGAGCAUCAAAAAUGUCACAGACGACUCCAACAACAGUCCUAUGGCAUAUGUGAAACAUGAGGACCUCUGUGGAGCUUUCAAAGGUGAUACGCUUCUAGCGAUACGUGCCCCCAUUGGCACUCAGCUAGAGGUGCCCAGACCAGAAUCUGUAAGUACUGUUUUGAAUGGACAAAAGAAAUAUCAGAUCCGUUUGAAAAGUUCUUCUGGCCCCAUUGAGGUUUUACUAGUCAACAAGGACCCGUCCAGUGCCUCUCCAGUUGUUUUGCCUGUCCCUCCUCCCGAUGACGUACUUCAGAGCCUCCCAGCGCCGUCGCCCUCCUCCCAGGCUCCAAAAGCAGCUCCAGAACCUGUGAAAAGUGGUUGUUCCACAACAUCAUCCGUUAGCCAGCCAACCUCAGUUACAGAAGUCACGAGCACCACGCCGCUCAAGCCAACCACAGAUGCUCCCACUGCCGUUCCUCAGCAACUUCAAUCCUCUGCCUCCUUGGAUGGAUCUACAUCAUCAUCUGCGUCUGCAGUGUUUGAACCAAUGAAGUCAGACCCAUCUGAACUGCUGGACUUUCCCAAAGAGCUUUCGGAAAUGUUUGAUCCGACAAAAGAGAUCAUGAGCGGAGAUUUGUUGGAGGACCUGAUGUCAUCAGAAGUGUUCUCGCCCCUCCUGCGUCUGUCGCCCCCACCUAGUGACCACGACUACAUAUACAACCUGGACGAGACGGAAGGCCUGUGUGACCUCUUUGAUGUUCCCAUUUUAAACCUCUGACCCAAAGACAACCAUCACAGAGGGGAACCCCUCGAGGUUAAUGCCGCCCUAACUCCCUUCGUUGACUGUGAAGGUGAGCAUGAAACAAUACAAACUGGAUCAGUGUUGACAGACUCCUUUUGAGCGGGGAGCUCAACCUGACCUCAGUCGCGCCACUUCAGCCACGGGAUGGAAACCACCGGCGAGAUCCCAAAUUUUUAUUUUCAGCUUUUCCAAGAAUCAUAACACAACAGAAAAAAAUAUAUAUAUUUUUGGAUUGUUGUUUAUAUGUAUGUAAAUGUUACAUCUAUGUAUGUUCUUGCAAAUGAAUGUGUGAAGGCUUUUGCCUAUGUGCAUAUUAUGUGGGAUUUGUACAAGUCCGGUGUCUUCAGGAAAGAAAAAAAAAACAUCUUCCUAUCAGGUCCAGUCA